This is a messenger RNA of Panicum hallii, 1347 nucleotides long. RefSeq lists its product as uncharacterized. The transcript has 5 exons. Lineage: Eukaryota; Viridiplantae; Streptophyta; Magnoliopsida; Poales; Poaceae. Gene Ontology annotation, molecular function: protein binding. Bases 47 to 1273 code for a protein of 408 amino acids. The record is from RefSeq and is a predicted model, not a curated record.
GCAGAACCGACGCAUCGUCGUCUACUCGUACUGUCAGCAGAGCACCAUGGGGAUGCAGUGCGAGCAAACCCUAGACCGGAGUGAGCCUCGAGCAUCCUGUCAACGAGAUGGUGACGGCGAUUCCCGACAUGAAGAAACAUGGAUCCCCUACCUUCCUGAGGACAUCUGGCGCCACAUACAUUCUUUGAUGCCAAUGGACGCCGCUGCUCGUGCUGCCUGUCUUUCUCGCACCUUUCUGAAUUCCUGGAGAUGUUAUCCCAGGCUCGAUCUGGAUCCGGGUACGCUUUGCUCCAAGAAGACAGAUGAAAGGCAUUUCAGGUGUAGAGUUGACAGUAUUCUGAGGAACCACUCAGGCAUUGGCCUCAAGAUAUUGAAGCUUAACUUAUGGCUUAGAAAGAGUUACUUUCCUUACCUGGACAGUUGGCUCCAAGCUGCUGUCACACCAGGGAUUGAAGAGCUCACACUUUGGCUGUGUGAAGAGUACAACUUCCCAUGCUCAGUUUUAUCUGAUGGGGUUAGAGAUUCAGUUCGGUCUCUUCAACUUAUCUUUUGCACCUUCCGUCCCAAGUCUGAACUUGGCCUUUUGAGAAGCCUAACAAGACUGAGCCUAUGUUACGUGCGUAUCACAGGGGAGGAAUUGGAGUGCCUUCUUUCCAACUCCCUUGCUUUGGAGCACUUGGACAUUGAUCGUUGCAAGGAGAUAGUUUUGCUUAAGAUACCAUCCGUCCUGCAGCAGCUCAGCUACCUGGAGGUUCGUGGGCUUGAGAAUCUGCAAGUUGUAGAGAAUAACGCACCAAAUCUCUCCAGAUUUUUCCUUGGAGGAGUAGAAAAAGUUAAAAAACUCUCUCUUGGAGGACAAAAGAUGAUGAAGGUCUUUACCUUGUGCCGUAGGAGCGCCGUUAGCUAUGCCCUUGCUGAGCUCCCGUCCAUCAUGCCAAAUCUUGAGUCUCUUUAUUUAUGUUCGACCUCUGAGGUUCAUACGCCACCAAUGCCGCCCACCAAAUUCCUCAACCUCAAGUACCUGUUCAUUCAGAUCUGUGGAGGGACCAUUUCCCAACCCUACGAUUACUUUUCUCUGGUUUCUUUCUUGGAUGCAUCUCCUUCCUUGGAGACUUGGUGCCUGAAUGUACAUCAAGAUCGUCGGGAGCAUGAGUCGGUCUUUGGAGGAGGUUCUGCUUUACAUUUGAGGCAGCUGCCUGAACACCUCAAGUUGAAGAGUGUGGAGAUCACAGGGUUCAGAUCUGCAAAGAUCUUGGUGUUUAGGGGAAAAUAACAGGGAUUGCCGGGAUUUUAUGUGCGGUCCCAUUAGCAAGGCUGAGCUCGAGGAAGCCUCCAGAGCAGUGGUGG